AUGACGGGGUUUGAGAAGGCGGUAAAGGGGGCCACCAAGCUCAAGCUCGCGGCCCCGAAAUCUAAAUACGUUGAAACCAUCCUGGUGGCGACCCAUACUGGCGAAGCGGGCGUCGCAGAAAUCUUCCGAACCCUUCAACAUCGACUACGCGAUUCGGCAUGGACUAUUGUGUUCAAAGCGCUUAUCGUGGUCCACCUCAUGAUCCGCGAGGGCCAGCUGGAUUCGGCCUUGACCUUCCUCUCCGAUAACCCGAAGAAGAUCGCGCCCAGUAACUUUUCCGAAGCACAAUCCCAAGGACAUAACAUCCGGCGGUAUGCCGAAUACCUGAUCGCGCGCGCAAAAGCAUUCGAUGCCACGAAGACGGACUACGUGCGAAGCGGACCGGGCCGCUUGAAGCGGCUCAGUGUGGACAAGGGCCUAUUGAGAGAGACGGAAUUUGUACAGAAACAGAUUCGCGCAUUGUUGCGAUGUGAUCUCUUGACGGAUGAACCCGAGAACGAAAUCAGUUUGACUGCAUUUCGCCUCCUGACGCUCGAUCUUUUAGUAUUGUAUUCGGUCAUGAACGAGGGCACAAUCAAUGUCUUGGAGCACUAUUUCGAGAUGUCACGGCCGGAUAGUGAACGCGCUUUGGCAAUCUACAAGAUGUUUACGAAGCAGACGGAAGAAGUGGUGCAGUUCCUGGGAGUCGCGAGACAUUUCCAGUCUGCCACCCGGUUGGAAAUCCCGAAACUCAAGCAUGCUUCCACAGACUUGGCGCGCCUCCUCGAAGAUGACCUCAACGAUCCGGACUUUGAUCUCCGUCGCCGAGAAUACCUGGCCGGGAAAGGAAUCAAGCAGAAAGUGCCGCCCACCUUCGACGCCCUUCCCGCGAGCAGUCAAACCCAAUCCACACCAAACCCGCCCAAGGCUCCGGAACAGAAGAAGGCCCCACCCCCGGAUCUGAUUGACUUCUUUGAGUCGAUUGAGCAGAACCAACAGCUGAUGGCUCAGCAGCCCUCAAUGCAGCACCAGCAAACUGGCUACCAACAAGCCUUCCAGCAACAGCCGCAGCAAUCGUUCUACCCUCAGCAAACGGGAUUCCAGCAGCAGACGGGAUUCCAGCAGCAGCCCACGGGCUUGAUGCAGCAGCCUCAGGCGACGGGAUAUAGCCAGACGAACCCAUACGGUGGAGCAUUCCCUCAGCAACAGGAGAACACCGGCAACCCAUUCGGACAGUUGCAAGCGCAGCAACUCCAAGCUCAGCCAACCGGUGCUGGAUUUGGAGGAUAUGGGCCACAGCCACAGCAAUACGGAUAUCAAUCGCAGCUUGCGCCUAUCCCACAGGACGGGGCUCCCUCGUUCUCUCAGCAGCAGCCCCCCAUGCAAAAUCAACAGCAGCCACCCUCCACACCAACGAACCCCUUCCGGCAGUCUAUGCUGGUAAAUAACCCCACUGGCGGCGCUGCGCCAGCGGCUGCUCCCCUGCAACGGCAGAACACCAACCCGUUUGCCAAGCGUCUUUCCAUGGCACAGUUUAACACUGGAGCUCCCGAACCAGUUCCCCAGGUCCCGCCGCUUCCCCAGUCACAACCUCAAAUGCAACCCCAAGCGCAGGCGCAACCGCUAGCGCUUCAACCGCAGCGCACAGGUACCAAUCCAUUCGCUCGGGCAUCUUCCGUCCCGCCUCCACAGAACACGGGGCUUCAACCUCUCCGACCCAAUCCCACGGGGAGUACGAACCCAUUCCGUCAGAGCCAGUUUAUCAAUCAGCAGACCGGGCAAGGGUGGCAGCAGAGUGGACAGCAUGGCACCAUGGGCGGCUUAGAACAGCUGGAGACGGUGCCCGUCUUCCCGCGGCCGGGCAUGACCUAG
Penicillium cinerascens is the source of this 1851-nucleotide messenger RNA. RefSeq names its product ENTH domain protein. Lineage: Eukaryota; Fungi; Ascomycota; Eurotiomycetes; Eurotiales; Aspergillaceae. The record is from RefSeq and is a predicted model, not a curated record. Bases 1 to 1851 code for a protein of 616 amino acids. The transcript is spliced from 5 exons. Gene Ontology annotation, molecular function: clathrin heavy chain binding; phosphatidylinositol-4,5-bisphosphate binding; 1-phosphatidylinositol binding. Gene Ontology annotation, cellular component: clathrin-coated vesicle; clathrin-coated pit. Gene Ontology annotation, biological process: clathrin coat assembly; clathrin-dependent endocytosis; vesicle budding from membrane.